This is a messenger RNA of Lynx canadensis (Canada lynx), 7306 nucleotides long. It is a transcript of the gene SETD7, whose product is annotated as SET domain containing 7, histone lysine methyltransferase. Gene Ontology annotation, cellular component: chromosome. NCBI's taxonomy places the organism in Eukaryota, Metazoa, Chordata, Mammalia, Carnivora, Felidae. The transcript is spliced from 8 exons. The record is from RefSeq and is a predicted model, not a curated record. Gene Ontology annotation, molecular function: protein binding; histone H3K4 monomethyltransferase activity. The coding region runs from base 593 to 1693 and encodes 366 amino acids. Gene Ontology annotation, biological process: regulation of DNA-templated transcription.
CCCCCCCCCGGAGGACGGUAACCGGGCGGUCCCAAGUACCCGCAGGAAGCCCGGUGCGCAGGACCGCGUGGCGCUCUCGGAGCGCACCCAGCCGAGCAGAAGCAAAAGAUAAACCCUGAUGGGCUCGGGGGCUGGUUGGCUGGGGCGCAGAGUCAGCGCGGACCAGGAGCGCCUUUCGUUUUAAGGAGCCUUACUUCUGGGAAGGGACAGGGAACUGUCAAUCAGCGAGGGAGGGAGCGCACCGGCGCUGGGUGAUGUCAGCGGAUCAUCUGCUCGAUAACAAAGAGGGGGUAUUACAGGAGAAAGUUGCAGCGGCGGCGGCGGCCACGGCGGCACCCCGAAGCCUCGGCGGCUAGGGGCCAGCGGGCAAAGGGAGGGGGGGGAGGACGAGUGCUGCCGCAGCAGCUUAAGACCAAGGAAUUGAAAGGGCUGUAGGGGGAGGCAGUGCGAGCCAGCCCCGACUGCCCCUCCUCUUCCUCCUCCUCCUCCAAACUCGCAGGGUUCAGCCCCAGCGCUCGCUCAGCCGCCGGGAGCACCCGGACGGACGGGAGGCAGCUGCGCGGCCCAGAGCUGGGCACCGUCCCCAGCCGCCAUGGAUAGCGACGACGAGAUGGUGGAGGAGGCGGUGGAAGGGCACCUGGAUGAUGAUGGAUUGCCACACGGGUUCUGCACAGUCACCUACUCCUCCACGGACAGAUUCGAGGGGAACUUUGUUCACGGAGAGAAGAAUGGACGGGGAAAGUUCUUCUUCUUUGAUGGCAGCACUCUGGAGGGAUAUUAUGUGGACGAUGCCCUACAGGGCCAGGGCGUGUACACUUACGAGGACGGAGGCGUUCUCCAGGGCACGUAUGUAGACGGAGAGUUGAAUGGUCCCGCCCAGGAGUACGACACGGAUGGGAGACUGAUCUUCAAGGGGCAAUACAAAGAUAACAUUCGGCAUGGAGUCUGCUGGAUAUACUACCCAGAUGGAGGCAGCCUUGUGGGAGAAGUAAAUGAAGACGGGGAGAUGACAGGCGAGAAGAUAGCGUAUGUGUACCCUGACGAGAGGACCGCACUUUAUGGAAAAUUCAUUGAUGGAGAGAUGAUAGAGGGAAAGCUGGCUACCCUUAUGUCCACUGAAGAAGGAAGGCCUCACUUUGAACUGAUGCCUGGAAGUUCGGUGUACCACUUUGAUAAAUCGACUUCAUCUUGCAUUUCUACCAAUGCUCUUCUUCCAGAUCCAUAUGAAUCAGAGAGGGUUUAUGUUGCUGAAUCUCUCAUUUCCAGUGCUGGAGAAGGACUGUUUUCCAAGGUAGCAGUGGGACCUAAUACUGUUAUGUCUUUUUAUAAUGGAGUUCGAAUUACACACCAAGAGGUUGACAGCAGGGACUGGGCCCUUAAUGGGAAUACCCUCUCCCUCGAUGAAGAAACGGUCAUUGAUGUGCCUGAGCCCUACAACCAUGUAUCCAAGUACUGUGCCUCCUUGGGACACAAGGCAAAUCACUCCUUCACUCCAAACUGCAUCUACGACAUGUUUGUCCACCCCCGCUUUGGGCCCAUCAAAUGCAUCCGCACACUCCGAGCUGUGGAGGCUGAUGAGGAACUCACCGUUGCCUACGGCUAUGACCACAGUCCCCCGGGGAAGAGUGGGCCUGAAGCCCCUGAGUGGUACCAGGUGGAGCUAAAGGCCUUCCAGGCCACCCAGCAGAAGUGAAAGGCUCAGCCCUGGGCUUCAGAGACCUGGAAUAGAAACUUGGAUCUAUGCACUACGUUUUCCGACAACGGGACAACCAGGGACUGCUCAUGCUGUGACAUCACAUCCUCUCACGCUGCGUUAGCAACGACUUUCUCGCAUACUAACUAGGCUUGACUGUAUUACUCAUACCAGAUUUAAAAUUAGCUAGCCUUGCAACAACGUCCUACUGAGAGGUAUUGUCGAACACUUGACACAGCAUGAUGUUCUUGGGUGGUUCAAGUCUAAAUCUGUACCACACUCAGAGAUGCCAAAUGAUUAGACUGAAAAAGGGAAAGGGGGCUUUUCAGUCAUUUUUAGCCGGUGGUUUUUCCAUGAUGUUUUUUUCCUACGGCCAACACCAGGUGUGUUUUCACACUGGGUGUAUAUGCCGUAUGGAGGAUAGAGAAUUACUACAUUUUUAUUCUCUAAAUGUAGUAUAAUUUGCCUUUUAACCUUUGAUCUGUAUCUUGCAAUAGAAUGGCUUUGUUUUUUUUUUCCUAGCGAACAGAACCCCACUUUUUGAGUCAUUUCACCCCUCAGUCUCAUUCUCUAUCUUAGCUAUAUCUUUUAUAAGAGAAAACUUCCAAAUGGAUUUCGUGUCCGUGCCAGUGCGUAGGUCUCUCUGGCUCUUUCUAUAUCAUUGUUUCAUUAUUAUGUCCUAAUAUAAAGAACUGGCUCAUAGGGCCAGGGUAUUAUUAUAGAAUUAUUAUUCUCGCAUGUAAACAAAGAUACCUUUGCUUUAAGAUGUGAGAAGAGAUGAGUUUACGUUGUUUGCGUUAAGUUAUGGAAGAGUUGUAUUAUAUACUUUAAGAAAGGAGAGAGGGAAAUUAGUACUUCUAAGCAGUAACUGUGGCAAUUUUGCAAUAUCUUUAAUAGUACUAGUAAUUUCUUCUCCUCGGGUACACUUUAAAUGUACAUAACAUAGAGCAGUCUGGCUUGUGGCACAGUGCAUCGAAUUCAAAAGUCAAAUAACAAACUAGAAUUCUAACACAGAAUUCAAAAGUUGAUUUUUUUUUUAAUUGCUACUGUUAAGAGAGACAUACUGAUCACUAGGUACAAAUCUAAACCUUAAUACUAAAACUCUUCAUUAUUGUAACUUCAAAGCACUUACCUGCUUCAAAGCAUUGUGAAUUAAGAGUAAUACCUGUAUAGUUUAAAAGCAAUGAUAUCAAUAGCAUUUCAGCGAUUUUGCGAGCCAUGUGUAACCACAAGUGCAGAAAUAAGGAGAAAACCCCUGUUUUUUUAGUUUAGCUAGUUAGGUAUGUAACAUAUCUGGGAUCGCUCUGAAUGAAUUCUGAGAGUUCUGGGCUUUUGCCAGCGCCCUCACCACGUGCCCUAGCCAUGUCUUGUUCAGAUGCCUCCACAAGGCAGCUGGAAAGUUCUGGAGAGCAGCGGUGGUUCUGAAAUGCAGCCGCUGGUGGUGGCACCUGUCACCUGAGCCGGUUUGGUCUUGAGAGCCACAGCCUUCCAAGCCAGUGGGGGAGCUCUGGCUGAGCACGGAUUGCUUGGUAGCAGUGAGAGGAGUAAAGAAACAGGACAGAAUUUGCUCCUUCUUGUCAGGUGCACGUUGUUCUUAGGAAGAAGUUAGCAAAAGUGCUCCAUCCAGCGCUGUUCACAACUUUCAGUUCAGGCGGCCCCUGGACACAGGAUUCAGCCCUCAAACAGUGACAGAAGGGGCCCCUCCCUCCUUUGCAGGGCCCAGCAUCCUGGAGCUCCCCACCCCCCUGCAGUGCCAGGGCACGUGGCCAGUGCAAGGCGUGCAUCCAGGCGGCGGUGGUUUCAGGGAGGAUGAGCUGAGUGUUCACAUGUGAGAAGUGGUCAGGGCUGCCAGAAAGAUCUCCCGCAAAAGGAACCAAUAGGGUUUUUGGAUGAAAACGCAGCAGGAUAGGAUAGCUUCUUCUCUGUAGAAAGAGACCAUUCUGUAGACAGCGACAGAGGGACAGUCUCGGGACUUGUAUUCUGACGGGUGCUUUCGUUCAAAUGCGUCCCAAAGUCAGUGACUGUCUUCAGGAGAAAGAUGGCUCUACUUGGCCCUCGGCCAGUUGAGCUGUAGAGCCAGGUCAGCGAGCGAGGUCAGGAUGGAGCCGGUCACACUUCCAACACAGCUGUGCCUCGAGUGACGUCAUUCCCGGGGACAAUGUCAUUCUUGCUGAGGCUGCAGUGGGGGUGUAAUCUCUGACCUGAUGGGUUAUUGGAACUACCCCACUCAAAUGGAAUCUUUUUUUCUUCCUUUCUUUCCUUUGAUAUAAGGCAUUGAAGAGUUGUAAGGAGUACCAGCUAACCCAUUUUUCAAAUUAGAUAUGUAAUGACAACCCUCAGUUUAAAACCCAGCAGUGUGUCUGUGACCUUCAGACAAAUCGGGGGAAACAGUAAGUACACCCAAGCCCCUCUCUCUCUCUCUCUCUCUCUCGCUCUUUCUCCCUCCUCUCUUCUUGUGCCUUCUGGCUCUUCCUCCUAUUCUCCAGUCCCAUCUCUUUCCACUUCCUCUCUUGUCUGUAGGAAGCUUUGCUGUCCAUGUCCAGCUGAUCUCUCGCUCUUUUCCGUCCUCUCCCUCCCUGUUCUGAGCGUCUCUCCUUUCUUGCAAGGCCCUCCGUGCGUACCUCUGGCCAUUUACUCUGCGUCUCUGCCUGGCUUUGUCGCUCCUGCUCUCCCACGACCCCCCCCCCCCCGCCACCAAACCCCACUCCCAAAUGGAAGGCUUUGUCAUGGACUGGAAUCAGAGGGGGGUUGAGGUUCACUGUGUUCUGUAGGUAGGUAAAGAAGUCGUGGUGGUUUGAGGUACCAUAAAGAAUUAACGGGUGAGAAAGGAACGUGUUUGUUCCUUAUUCGAGCCGAAGUGUGACAGGGAAAGCCUCGGGAUGUAUUUCUCUACUGAAUCUUUACAUCCACGGUGGAAGGAAACAUGUCAGGAAGCAGCCAAAUCUGGUAGUUUUGGUCGCAUCAUGACCACAGCAGAAUUGUGGAAGAUUCCAUGCGGUGGGGAAUAAAGAAAUAACUUUGUGCUCUCCCAAAACACGCUGGCACCCGUGAGGGUACGUCUGGAGGAGAUUCACUCAGAGCCGUCUCGGUCCAACUCCUGCAUGACUAGAUCUUUCCUUAGCAGCUUUUCUAGGACAAAAUAUUAUCUUGUGUUAGAGUUAGGAAUAGGAACUAAUCUGUAGGAGUAUGUCCCACAUGGACAUUUGAACGGACUAACAAGACAACGGUAAGGACUGAGUUUCCGACACAAAGGAACGAUGACAUUAAGAGGCAACAGGCAGGGAGGGCUUGAGUUUCGUAGUACCUAUUCUUAUUUUAACCUGCUUCGUCCCUGGUCUACCUGAGAAACAAAGAAGGAAGUUCGUUUUUCAAGACCUCUUUGAACCUGUCCGGGGCUGUAGUUAAAUGUAUUUGCCUUCCACGGGUUCUUCACACUUGAAAAACUAUUUCCUUACCACCAACAACCUGGAAAGGCCAACGUGGAAGCAAAAGUGUAACCAUUUACAACAUUUAAUUGUAACUAUUAAAAUGGCAGUAACUGUAAACAGUGAAUUCAAGGGUUGCCUUCUCAGUGAGACAGUAUGUGGCACUUUAUAGAAACUUUCCUUUAAUAUAUAAAAUUUUAAAUCACUCACUACAAAGUGCAUUUAAGAUCUUCCAAGAAAGUAUAGUUUUCUGUUUUGCCUUGUUUUAAAACAGUUGCCUCAAGUUUCUGUCUUAAGAGUAGUGAUUUAGAAUCCAGACAUCUUUUUUUUUUUUUUUUUAGAAAAACAAGCAAAACUAUGUUGCAAGACUGAUAGUUGUAAUGUUUAUUUGCCACAGAUCAAAGGUUCACAAAAUAUAUUAAAUUUACAUCUACUUGAGGUACCUUGAUAGAUUGUGUUUUCUUUGAUCUUUCCCUUCAGGAAUUUGGAGCCUUGUUGUCACUUUUUUAUUUUAAAACUACUAAAUUUUAAUAGUUUUAUUUUGCCAAAUGUGUGCAGACAUAUUCAAAGCAAUGAAACUAUUUCAAGCCAUACAACCACAGGGGUGGAAACCCUUUUCACAAAUUUUAAUGUGUUUGUAUGUAAAUAGAUGUUUGUAUGAAAUAUUUUCACGGUAGAAUGAAUAUAUUUAAAUGAAGUUGAAUUAUUCCAGUGCUAUUUAAACAAAUUACAAAAUUUUUGGUGAGAAUUACCUGAGUCUAUUGAGAUACAAUGCAGGUCAAUUUUGAUUUUUAAAACUCAAAAGCCUACAAAUAACUCUGACUCAUGGCAACUGCCCUGCGUUGUUGCAUCUGACGUGGAGAGAGCUUGUAGGCUUCCCCAGUGCCUCUGCCGCUUCCUGGUGUAAGUUAGGUGCUCAUGGAGGUGUGUCCACCUUUAAGUGACAUCACUCCAGGCCUUUGAGGGCCCGCGAGUGAAUUAGAGGCAUUAGAGACACUGGUGCAGUUAUCCGGAGCACAAUUUCUUUGCAGGGCAGCAGAAUCAGAAGCCAGAUGUGGCCGUGGGAACCUUAGAACUGGGUUUUCUGGCCACCAUCAACCGCCACCCUUACUGCCUAGUCACACAUGUCAGGGAGGCUGCCCUCAGUGGAGUUGGGGUUCAGACCCCAGGGUGGAACUUCACGGUUUUGCCAGCAGUCCCUGCCUCCUGGCCUCCGCCUCACUGGGAGGAAGGAGGAGGGAGCCGCUGGCAAGGGGCCCAUUUCUCAGCACAGUCCCUUUCCCGUCUCAGCUCUGGGAGACUAUGCACGCAAGCACCAAACUUUCAACCAGAGAGAGACGUCCUCGGAUAAUGCAAAUCCUUGCUUCCUCUGUCUGUGACUUUACACACUGUUGUUAGAAGUCGUUUUAAUAUCAAGACCAAUCACAUCUCUGGGACAUACCUCCCAACUCUCCUGACUCUUACGUUACUAGAACAACUCCUUUGUAACGGCAUUCAACUUGAGUGGGUUGUUUGUUUGUUUGUUUUCCCUCUGCUUCGGUCCUGGAUAUAAAGAAAUGAUAAACAUGACAAAUUUUCACUGUGUAUACUAGCAAUAUGUACACACACGCCAAUGUAUCUUAACAUAGUGACUUGGUUAUAUUUUGGGUUCCUAUAAUUAACUUCGAUCCUUGCAUUGGGAAACCACGGGGGUGUGUGAUGUCUGCUUACCAUAGAAGAAAUCAGGUUCAUGGUCUGAGCUCCCUCUUUCAAAAGGUUUCCUCUUGGGUUUUCUACGUUCUCCUUUUAUCCUGAAAUGCAUUUAUUAGGUUGUGAGGUAUGUUUAAGGAUUGGAACCUAGGGGUAUGCUUUCAGCAUUCAUUGCAACCAAAAGUUAACCCCGUCACAGUUAACAAAAGAUUGGUCUUUUGUGGAAUUUGAACUAAAUCUAUGAGCCUUAUUCAAGAUCUAUGAUUCUAUGAUUUUUUUAAAUUAUGGGAAAUUAAUGAAAGAUGUUUACAUGAAUAAUGUUUGCCCUUACUGUGUUAUGAAUGAGUUUUUUUGUAGUGUGUCUGGGUGCAUGUGCAAGAGAGUAGGAAAAAUGUUUCUGAAACAAAACUUGACAAAUAUUUGUAAUGAAAAGUAAAUUUAAAGAUUGCUAUAAUUGCGCUAUAGAAACAAUGCAAGUAUUAAACAAAAUAUACAAUCA